UUUUUUCCCAGCUGAACACUUCAAAACGAUUUCGUUUUGACCCCUUUGACCACCAAUACAGUGCUCAGGAAUCACACACUUUUUUGUCUUGGGAAAAUUUGUUUGUUUGUUCUUCACUUCUUGGUUGGUAAUAGUCGCAGUUUUCGACCUUGCAAAUAAAUAGAUAUUUUCUUUUCCGGAUAUCUGUUUUGCCAAAACUGCUUUUGCAAGAAAAGCAAAGCCAUUUUGUGUUAGAGAAACAAGCAAGACUGGUUCUUUGCAGCGUUUUCUUGUAAUUUCUUGCUAAACUGCAGCGUUUUUGUUGGCAUCCCAGAGGACCCUCUUGGUCAAGGGUCUGAAAUCUUGGAGGGGAGAGAGAGUUUGCAUUGAUGGGCCUGCUAUUUUUGAUCAAGCUGGAUUUGGGGUGUGAUUUGGAAGUUGAAUUUUUUUUUUUACUCUCUUUCCUUACUAAUAAUUGCGUGAAAUAAGUUUCAUGGAGCUUCGCGGAAACGACGGCAUUAGUCUUAUUUUAGUUCAUCCUCUUCUGAGUUGUGAAGCUGAUAUGAUUGAUGGUUGGGUUCUUAUACUUGUUCAUGAACACAUAUGUUGUCUUGUUUGAUUCUUGUUCUCAAGAAAGGGUCGAAGCUUCUUCUUUCUUAUCAACUGGGUCUUGAACUGGGGAAAUUGGAUCAGUCUGGACACAGCCAGAAUGAUAAUUCUUGGUAUAUUUCACUGAAACAGAUCGGAAACUAUUAUAAUAUUGUGCUCAGAACUACGAUCAUUUCUACAACUAAUCAAGUGUGCUGUGGUCAAAAGUGGUAUGUGUUCUGCGAUGUCUGAAACUGAAGUUACAGCUCUAAAAGAUACUCUUCAAGCUCAACAAAAACUUUUGCAAAAACUGUACAUUGAGUUGGAUCAGGAAAGAGAAGCUUCGUCAACAGCAGCUAGUGAAGCUCUGUCCAUGAUACUGCGUUUGCAAGAAGAGAAGGCUGCUGUACAGAUGGAAGCAAGUCAAUAUAAGAGACUGGCAGAGGAAAAGAUGUCUUAUGCUGAGAACUCUCUUUCAGUUUUUGAAGAUCUUAUGCAUAAUAAAGAGAUGGAAAUUGCAUCUCUUGAGUUUCAAGUUCAGGCUUAUAGGUGGAAACUUCUUAGCAUGGGUUGUGGUGAUUUGGGUGCCUAUGAAAGUAGAUUUCCGGAUAAUUUGUUUUUGCAAAUGAAUGACUCUUGCAAGGUGGAAACAGGUGUUGAUAGCAUUGUAAGAAGAUGGAAUUCUCUGCCUUCAAUUCAGCCCAAAGAUUCCCACAAGAAGGAAAAUAAUUUGGAAAGAGAAAGAUCUGGGAUCCCCAUGUCAGAUUUGGUUCCAAAUAUAGUGAAGCAAAAUGCAGACCAGGAAAUUAAUGUUCAAAACUUGGAUUUAGAGAAGAGAGCUGGACAUUUCACUAGUGGAACCUUUGAUUUGUACUUGGAGCAGAUCAGAACCUUAGAUGAACAAGUAAAAGAGAUAUCUGAUUGCAAAGUUUCUGGAAAACCUAAUUCUGCAAGUUUGAAGAGUGAGAAUCCACAAGAAAGCAUUGGCAAAAUAUGUGACCAAACAUGUGGAGAAAGUAUUACUAAACAGGAUCAAGUCAAACUUCAUGAACAUAUACUGGAAAGGGAGACAAUUGUUAGUUCUUCUUUUUCCUCAAAUGUCCAGGAUAUUUUUGAAGUCCCACAAAAUAAUGGAAAUUGCAAAGCACUUGAACAAUGGAAAAAAGAACAGAGUAAGCCGAUCUUGGAAGGUGAGAACAGGCUAGGAAAGCCAGAUUUGGUUGCUGGGGAUACCUUUCAAUUGAAUAUGAAAGAGGCAAAGAAAAUUUUGCUAUGUGCAAACAAUGAUAACAAAUUAUGUAAAGCAAGAAAUGAAGUAGGUGUUGCCUGCAAUAUGGCUUUUAUUGACCCAAGAACGGGUGUUUCUGAAUCUCAAGCCAAUUUUCAACAGUUGUCUCAGCGAAUUGAACAGCUUGAGGGAGAGAGAAUUUGUUUCAGGCAAGAAAUUAAUGAGGCAGGGGACAAGGAGUUGAAGUUCCUAAAGGAGAUACGUGAGCAGCUUAAUAUGAUACAGUCCGAGUUGAAAAGUUGGAGAACUACACCAAUCAAAACAAGAAGUUCGAGAUCUAAGAAAUCCCCUCCACAAGAUCAGCAACCUCUGCAUUCUAUUACUGAGGCAAUGCUAUACUUUUGGAUUUAAGAAAUUUGGCAGCAUCUCAGAUGAGAACCAAUAACUUCUGUGCUUUGGUGAUGAUCUGCGGAAUGGAGGAUUGAGGAAGAGUGUCUUCGAUCUUUCCAAUGAAUGGUGUGAAUAAACAGUUCUAGGUUUUUGUAUUUGAUUGAGAUCUCUUUCAUACAAAAAGAAAAUUCAUGUACUCUACACAUUUUCCUUAAGCAAGAACUGCCUUUCACAGGAUUAUAUAUAGCAUACACUUUUUUUUUUU
This is a messenger RNA of Juglans microcarpa x Juglans regia, 2450 nucleotides long. RefSeq lists its product as uncharacterized. NCBI's taxonomy places the organism in Eukaryota, Viridiplantae, Streptophyta, Magnoliopsida, Fagales, Juglandaceae. Bases 800 to 2206 code for a protein of 468 amino acids. The record is from RefSeq and is a predicted model, not a curated record. The transcript has 3 exons.